Molecule: messenger RNA, 872 nt
Organism: Mercurialis annua (annual mercury)
Lineage: Eukaryota; Viridiplantae; Streptophyta; Magnoliopsida; Malpighiales; Euphorbiaceae
Exons: 10
Coding region: 228-740 (170 amino acids)
Molecular function (GO): calcium ion binding
Source: RefSeq, a predicted model, not a curated record
CUUAUAGGGGAUUUUGGACUUGAGGGAAGCCACUCCCGGCUAAGUUUAGGCACGGCAACCAUUUGUUCAAACGAAAACCAUUUUAAUCAAUUUUUUAACGUUUUCUAAAUGAAAUUGUAAAAGUUUCAAAUAUUAGGAAGCUUAUUUGCUCGUUAAUCAUAAUAAAACAGAAGUUGAUUAGCACCAAAAUCAUUAGUUUCUUCCAAACUCGGGCCAAUUGGUAAAAAAUGGAGAACAAUACAGCAGUUCUGAAAGAGUGGUUUGAGCGAGUUGACUCAGAAAAAACAGGAAGCAUCACUGCAGCUCAGCUCAAGAGUGGUCUAGCAGUAGGAAACCUUCAAUUCCCCAUUUCUAUUGUCCAGCAAAUGAUCAGGAUGUAUGAUUUUGAUAGAAAUGGAACUAUGAGCUUUGAAGAAUUUGUUGCCCUCAAUAAGUUCCUUCUCAAGGUUCAUCAUGUCUUCUCAGAUCUAGAGAGGAGCCGUGGCCAUCUUCUUCCUGAUGAUGUGUAUGAGGGAGUGGCAAAAAUGGGUUUCUCACUGGACUCUCCAGCUUUUUACACAGUUUGUGAGAGCUUCGAUCAGAAGAAGAACGGAAUAUUUCGUCUGGAUGACUUCAUUUCUCUCUGUAUCUUUCUACAGUCUGCCCGGAAUCUUUUUAACUCAUUUGAUACAACUAAGCAAGGAAGAGUCACUCUUGAUCUCAACCAGUUUGUUUAUUGCACUGCCAAUUGUAGAAUAUGAAGCCACCAUUGCAGCUGUAGAUAUUACUAUUAUAUAUACUAUGAUUGGUGUUUUGUAAUUUAUUAAAUGUACCAAACCAUACAAAGAUCAUGUGUGUAGAUUCUUAUGACAUAAAAUUUUAAUUUAGAUUCA